ACUGUGGGAGGAAGCCAGAGUACCCGGUGAGAACCCACACGUGCACGGGGAGAACAUGCAAACUCCAUACAGAAAGACCACUGCUGGGAAUUGAACCCAGGCUGCAAUAUAGUGUGUUGUUACAAAAAACAAGGUGAAACAGAGAAGGAAGAAGUUGUGUACAAGUCUUUUUGGGAUGGUUUGCAUUGUAAGCAAAACAGUUUUUUUUCAGGGCAAGAGUUAAGGGUAUCUAUUGGUUUGUAUGUUGAUGACUUUGAGGUCUGUAACCCCCUUGGCACCUCCCGUAAAACCCAGACUUUGUGGAGUGUAUUUGGUGCUGAGUAACCAGCCGCCAGGAUCUCAUUCAUCUUUGUCCUCGAUUUACUUGGCUGUUCUUUGCAAAACGGAUCAUGUGAAGUUAUAUGGUUAUGAUAAGGUUUUAGAGCCACUCACACGUGAUCUAAAGGCGUUGGAAGUUGAUAGAAUUUUUGUCCCACAAAAAACGGCUUGCGCAUUGCAAGACCUUAAUGUUCAACUAAUAUUACACUAAGUCAGUAAUCCUUCAAAGACACAGGCUCCUCAUUGAACAUGUGAGAUUUUGAUGGUUAUGUAUUCCUCUGGAACAAAACAUGAUUGACUUAACAUUCAUUUUUUUUCUGACAGACGAUGAACACUACGAUGUCCUCAGCAGUCCUCAGAAUGAUCCUGGGGCCAGACAGCUGCCAAAGGGUGGUGUUUCCUACUGGCCUUCCUACAACUGUGCCUGAACUGCAGAGUGAGAUAAAAACUAAUUGCAAACUUUCUGAACCAUUUCGUCUGCAGUUCAUGGACACGCUUUUUGACAAUUCGUUUAUGAACUUAACUUCCAUGGACAAAAUAGAAGACAAAGCUACUGUCAAGGUGAUAUACACAACCUGCGAAGCUCAAGAUGCUGGUGCUCUCAGUUUUCCGUGUUCAGCCAUCACUCCUCCUCGUGACAUGAUAUCUGAUUCUGGUGGCUCUAUUCCCACAUCAAAGUCCACUUCUUCACGGACUUUGUGGCCUGAUACAUUCAUUGUACCUCGUUUUUUGUAUGAUGCAGAGUUGAAGCUUGAAAAGGCACAUGAGGCUCUCAGAAAAAAUGGGACUUUGCUGAUCCCCGAUCCAAAGCUGAAAUCAGAUGUACUACAGGGGUUGAUACAGGAGGUAGUCAAACAUAAAGUGUAUCUCACCGACCAGGAGUUCGAUCAGGUUGCAGAAGCCCUCAUCAUGAGGCAUCCAUGUUUGGAGGAAAGGGGCUCAAACACUGGCUAUGGUGGAUGGAAAACCAGCCUCAAGUACAAGUUGUCAAACUACUGCACACACCUCCGAAAAAUGGGUUGUCCUGAAGUAUGUAUAAAUGCCCUGAAGUGUAAACCAGAUGGAAAGCGUUCUCCUGCCUUUAAUGUAAAGAAACCAAAGAGGGGUGAGGUGGCAUAUUGCCCAUCAUUUCCACUUGGAGAAAGCCACCAGUCCUUGGAGAAGAUGAGGGUUGAACUCCUAUUAGAUCUCAAGAGACAAAAUAAUCAACAGACAGUAAGGGAUAAAAUGGAUAAAUCCUUUGCAUUAAGACAGCAAGAAAUACUCUGUGAUGCUCCAAUUAUCAGUGAUCUACAAGAGAGAUGGCCUGCUCUCUUUGAUGCAAAGGAGAUUAACGCAGAAUUUAAGAGGAUCACAACUAUGCAGCUACAGUCAAUGUUUCUCUCACAACUUGACAUGGACUCUGCGAUUCUCCUGGGGGUGUUUGAGAAGCAGAAGGGGCAGCGAGGCAAAGAAUUAGAGGACAUGGCUACCAGAAUGACAGAUGACAUUGAUACUGCCAGGGAGAGUAUCAUAAGAGGACUCUGCAUUUUCCUCAACAAGGACCCUGAUGACCUUGUCCAGGAGUACAUGGACAUGACUGAGGCUACUACACUAAGUGCCAUAGAAGCAACAACUGUUGGAAUCUACAUAUCUAGAGGAACUCCCAACGGUGACAAUAAUGAUGUCGGAGUUGUUAUUGAAGGUGUGGUUGUGCUUCGCGAUCUUGACAAUGUGGCCCUUGCAUCUGCAAUGCUGUUUGGUCUUUGUUACUGCUAAAAUUUGAGGUACCCACAAAAUCUUCCUUACACCUUUGAGGUUUUUCAAAAAAUAAUAAUGGAGUUGGAUGCAGCCCAACUUUCAAAAAAGGUGCAAAGCCUGAAAGCUAAAAUGCAUCAGUAAUGACCAAUCCCUGUUUUUGAAAAACUUUGAAAAAACUGAUGUGGCUUGUUCUCUUCCACCAGUAUUUGUUAAGCAAAGAUGACUGCAACAGUUAGCCAAUAGAGUAAGUGUUAAUGUCUUAGUGUAUUAUUUAUUUCAAGUUGACAUUCAUUCACAUGUUCAUUUCAUGUUACUUAUUGUCAGUGGGAAACCUGACUACCAGUUUUGCUGGACAUUCGGUGCAAUGUGUGCAUCAAACUCAAUUUAUAAUAUAAUGCUGUUCUAUAAUGGAUGUAAAAUGUGCCAUUUUGAAUGUUCUUCCAGGUUAUAAAAUAAAAUGUUGUGUGGGGAGGGAGGGGCGGGGGAUCAGAUACCAGUUUUGUUGUACAUUUUGGAGCAAUGUGUGCAUCAAUACAUGAUUUAUAAUGUAUUGCUGUGCCAGUUUGACUGUUCUUCCAGGUUAUGGAAUAAAAUGACUGCACCAAUGAGCCAAUGCAAUAAUUGUUAAUGAGCGAUUGCAUUUAAAAACAAACUGACAUUUCAUGUGUGUUGAGGUCCAGAUACCAGUUUUAUUGUACGUUUUGGUGCAAUUUAUUUUCAUCAAUACACCCUUUAUAAUGGUUGUAAAAUGUGCCAUUUUAACUUUUUCCAAGACAUUGAAUAAAAGCUUUUAUUGUUUCAAACUUCUUUCUAAAUGUCAACUUAUUUGGUGGGGAGAAAGUGGGUAACAGGAUGUUGAAAAUAGAAUUAACUAUAUGUACAUUUAAAAUCUGUUUUUGAUUUAGAAUAACGUGUUUUUGAAAUUUUUAAUGAUAUUAAAGUAAUAACGUUAUCAAGGUGUCAUUAGAAUAUAAAAUUAAUGCUGAAUUUAAGUAAUCAAAUUGUGUUGUAAUAAAAUGAUUGAGUUGUGUUGAAGUAAAAUGGCAAUGAUUGCAGAACUUAAUUUAUUCAAACAAAUUUUAAUAAUUUUGUAGCAACAUAAAAUACUUGUGUUUACUGAAUAUAACAACGUUGUGUUAAAUGAACACAACAGUGUAGACUGCUGCCAAAGUAAAAACUUUGUGUGCGACCAAUGUCCACUAUUGCAUUGAGUAAAUCCAAUGCAUUUUUUUUUUCAGUGGGUAAACACCACAUAAAGAUUAUCGUAACUCCAGGUAAGUCACAUCUGUUUUAUGUAUUUGUUUCGUCUUUUGUGAGACAAGUUGCACAGGAGAA
Girardinichthys multiradiatus is the source of this 3393-nucleotide messenger RNA. RefSeq lists its product as uncharacterized. The record is from RefSeq and is a predicted model, not a curated record. The transcript has 4 exons. Bases 646 to 2076 code for a protein of 476 amino acids. NCBI's taxonomy places the organism in Eukaryota, Metazoa, Chordata, Actinopteri, Cyprinodontiformes, Goodeidae.